GAUCACAUGACUAGUCUGGCGGUCACGUGCACACAGCAGCGGCAAGGACGAUGAGUGUCAGGACGGUGUGGAGUUUGGGGAAUUUGUCCAGGAGUGUCAUACGGGGAGCAGCUCUGCGCCAUGUACAGGCAGGCGGCAGGAGAUGGGGAGGAACGCGACCACGGUGUCCACCACCCUGGUACAGCAUGGGCACACCUCUGUGUGCGAUGAGCGCAGGUAGACGGGCAGGAUCACGUGACAGCAGCCUGCGCCCUCCCUUCAUCCUAAUGAGCGCAGCAUUUUCGAUUUUCUCUAAACUUCACGAGGCGGAUGAAGACCUUUCAGAGCCAGAACAACAGAUAGUUUACCUGUUGAAGAAGGCCAAGCUCAGCAUUAUGAAAGGUGAGAUGGAUGAAGCAGAAGAGAUUUUACAUAGGACUCUUCACCUGGCUCAGAAAAACAAAAGCAACCGUGCCAUUAUUUACACUUAUGAUCUGAUGGCAAAUGUGGCAUUACUAAGGGGCCAGUAUGACAAUGCUGAAAAGUUGUUUAAGACCACCAUGGGGUACAUGCUUGAAAGUGAAAUCAAACAGGAUGACAAUUCAUUUCUUGAGAUCUCACUGAAACUCGCCAGUAUCUACGCUUCUCAAAACCAGAAGCACUUGGCAGUGGCAGGAUAUCAGUUUUGUAUCUUAAGUUUGGAGGAAAAGACUAAGAUGGAAAGAGAUCUGCCACAGGACACGAUCACAGCAGAGGAAAAGACAAACACGCGGCUUCUCCUAGGUUUGAGUCUGGAUUCAUACGCACGUUACCUAGUGAGCCAAUCGCAGCUUUCACAUGCACAGGUCAUGUUGGAGAGAGCACUGCUGAUCUGUAAGGAGGAGCAAGGAGAUCUUCACCCACAGACCAUCACCCUGCUCAAUGACCUGGCCACAGUGAUGGAAGCACAGGGCCGCUAUGAUGAAGCUUACGCCUUUGUCAGCCAAGCACUUCCUCUAGCUGAAAAGGCAGACCAUCCAGAUCACCAUAUCUUGCUCACCAACAUGGCAACGAUUCUCAUGCAUCAAGGAGGGAUGGAACACUUGGCAGAUGCCGAGCGGAUUUUCAGGGAGGCACUGAAAAAGGCAGAGGAGAAAAAGGAUGCCAUAUCUGUUCAGUAUAUCCAAGAAGGACUUUCUAAACUCACUAAGCGGAAGGAGGAAAAAGGCCAAAAGAUCUGAGCGUCCAGGUUAUUAAAAAUACAGACUUCUGUACUAUCCUCUGCCAGUAUGCUGGAUCGUUUGUUAAAUAUGAUAAAGAAUGCAGGUUGGCUGUACAUGGACUUUUUUUUUUUAUUGCUAAACUGUAAAUCACAUUUUUAAUGUGAAACUGUAAAUAAAAUGUUUUAAUUAAUUUCAAA
Molecule: messenger RNA, 1378 nt
Organism: Rana temporaria (common frog)
Lineage: Eukaryota; Metazoa; Chordata; Amphibia; Anura; Ranidae
Gene: TTC19
Product: tetratricopeptide repeat domain 19
Exons: 10
Coding region: 51-1199 (382 amino acids)
Biological process (GO): mitochondrial respiratory chain complex III assembly
Cellular component (GO): mitochondrial inner membrane
Molecular function (GO): protein binding
Source: RefSeq, a predicted model, not a curated record